Molecule: messenger RNA, 6395 nt
Organism: Silurus meridionalis
Lineage: Eukaryota; Metazoa; Chordata; Actinopteri; Siluriformes; Siluridae
Product: protein FAM168A-like
Exons: 8
Coding region: 311-1000 (229 amino acids)
Biological process (GO): positive regulation of base-excision repair
Source: RefSeq, a predicted model, not a curated record
CGGUUCCUCGGUAGCUCUGGUGCCCUCUGCCCAUAGACUUAAUAUUGACUCUUCCUCUUUUUUUCCUUCUCUCUUUUCCUUCCCAUCCCCCCACUCGGUUUGAAUGCCGAUGUCACCAGCAGCUCCUCUUACGAAGCCGAAAGUGCUGAAGCAAAAGCGCAGGAAAUUCAUCCAUUUAACAAAAGCGAAGACGGCCUGCGAAAAGCGCCAGGAGGCUGAAAGAGAUCCGAUAUUAUAAAACAAAUAAUCUUCAGCUCCAUUUCGAUUUGCACACGCUUUUCUGCUCCACCUACACUUGCCUGCUCAGAACAUGGCAAGUGGGCAUCCCAUUGACUCAUUUGCUUUCAUGUACAGACCCGAAAGCACUCAGAACUCAAAGAGUAAGAUUCGACCGUCUUCCAGCAUGAAUCCUGUUUAUAGUCAAAUGCAGCCAGGCACAGCGUAUGGAAACCCCAAGACCAUGACAUACCCAGGCUAUGCUGCAGGUUAUCCCACUACAGCUCCAACAUACACACCUAAUAUCUACCAGACUGGCACUCCGGGAUACCCUCCAGGAUACACAACAGGAACUCCCUACAAGGUGCCUCAGGCACAGACGAACGGAGCUCCUCCACCAUACUCUGCGUCCCCGAGCCCCUACUCCACAGCUAUGUAUCCCAUUAGAAGUGCCUACCCUCAACAAAACCUCUAUGCUCAGGUGGGCAGUAAUACACACCAUCCAGAGGGUGCGUAUUAUUCCCAACCGAUGUUUGCACAGCCACAUGUAAUCCAUCACACUACAGUGGUGCAGCCCAACAGCCUGCCAUCGGCCAUCUACCCAGCACCGGUGCCUGCCGCCAGGCCUAACAGUGUGCCUGUGGGAAUGCUGAGUGGUUCCACGAUGGCCAUGUCUGGGCCUCUGCUCACCACACCGCAGCACACGCAACACAUUGGCACUCACCCGGUCACCGUGCCAACGUACAGGCCGCAGGGGUACAGCUAUGUACCUCCGCACUGGUAGAGCUGCCAACACACUGCAUAUCUGGAGUACACAUUGUUCACAUUUCCAGACUUUGUGGACGCAGCCUCCAGCACCGGGCCAGAGAGUCCUUCAGCGAGUACAAAUACUGAACGAGCAACGGUCACUUUAUGUGUUCUUGGUGAUUUCGUUAAAGCUGCUCACUCGAUCGAAAUUUGUUCAGUUUUUGUUACGUUAGAAAUCCCUGACCAACACUUACCAGCAGUUAAAACACAUAAACAGAUCAAUUCAACUACACCUGAGCAGCAGAGAACAUUUAGCUGCUAUUAACACUGGGUUCUGUGCAACACUAGUACUAUCUUUAACAGUCUGAAUGUACACAUUUGCAUAUUACAUUACAUAACACUUAGAUUUAAGUUCAGGGUUUUUUUUUUUCUUUUUGAUUUACAGUGCUCUUGUGAAAAGGGCUAUGCUUUUUUUCCCCUCUGUUAAAAUUGGCCUUUGAGAAAAGGUUGACGUCCUCCAUUUCUCAGCACAUUACAGGGGUAUUCUUUCAUGUGCUAGUUUGCAAAAAUUGGGGACUCAACAGUGCAUCAUUUUCCUCUGGUACUGCCAUUCAAGUACACAGAUUUUAGAGAAGAUUUCAGUGAUUUAACCAGCUCUAGUGUACGUUAAAGUGGGUUGGACAUAUGUAGUGGGUUUUAAAACAGUUAACUAGAUUUAGAGAACGCUCAAAAUAAAUAAGCUCUUUUCACACUUUAAAUGGGACCAUUAGACAUUUGAAGUGAAUCAAAAGGACACUUCAUGUGCUUUUGUAUACACAAUGGGUUAACUAGGUUAAGUGGACAUUUACUGCAAGUGGAUUAACCAACUUUAGUGAUUAUUAUCAUUUAUUUGGUCUAUUAACCAGCAUUAACAAGGGCUGUCAGAUUUAGUGGGUUAUCUGGGCAUAAUGGACAUUUAAAUGGCUUAACCAGCUUAAGUGGACAGCUCUUUGGGUGAAUCACCGUAAGUGGACACUUCAAUUGGGUUAGCCAGUUUUGAUUCCCACUUUAGUCAACUAAACAACUUUUAGAGGACAUUUCAAUGGUUCAAUCAUCCCAAGUUCUAGUUGUAGAUAUUUGUGUUAGCUAAAUUUAAGAUUAAGAUUUAAAGAGCCCUUUCAUUGGCUUGUCAUCUUAACUAGAGAUCUUUUAAAUGGGUUAGUAGACAUUUCUGGAGGUUAUCCAGCUUUAGGGUUGGGUUCACAGUACGCGUCAACGGGAGGGUGGAGGGUAAUUCUGUUCUAAUGGACAUUUUAUUCUGUUACCCAGCUUUAGUGCACAUUAAGUUUUAAUGGAGUAGAUAAUCCACCAUAUUUCAUGAAGCUGUGAAGCAAUGUUGAUAUAUUAUCCAUGCAGUAUGUAACAUGAACAAAAUGAGCAAAAAGGCCUGCUGUAAUAGGCUUUACAUGCACAUGCAAAUGCUUAUUAAAUAUGCACUCACUUGUAUGCAUAUGCGGACAUCGUAGAACAGAUACAGUAAGACAGGAGCAAUGCAGCUAAGAGGCUUAGAGGUGUACUGAAGUGUGAAAAAUAAACAGGAAGGUUAGAGGCUCUCGUCAUUUGAACUUUUCUGCCAAUUUGUACUCGCACCACACCAUGCUCCUCUUUGUGUUUAGAUUGUUAGAUUGAAGCAAACAGAAUUCGAGUGUGACUUUUAGGACUAUGUGAUCACUGAUGCAAACAUAUUUAAUUCAGUGAUUCUUUCCAUCAUACUAAAAUAUGACUAGAUCAAAGCAGCAGCUUUGGAUGCUUGGCUUUUAAGUGUGGUUUGCAAUAAAGUUCAGAAGUUCACGUGGUUUUCAUACUUCUGUUUAGCAACUACUGUUUUUAAAACACCCUUGGCAUCUUUCUUUUUAAUAAUUCACAAGCGGCAACUUGCAGCACAAAACAGAUUCAAACCUUGGGAGCAAACCUAAUCUGAAUAAAUAUUGUUUUUUUUUGUUGUUUUUUUGUUUUAUUGUAAUCAUAGCCUAAUAGCUACUUAGCAUGCCAUUUAGCUUUUUGGAUUAUGACCUAGCAUGCUGAUUAGCUAGCAUCAUAAAAAUAAUAGAUAUUAUAUUAGCAGGUAUAACUAGAUUUGACAUUUGAUUGAAUUGUACAAAAAAGUUGGGAAACUGAAAAAUGUGAAUAAAACAGAAUGCAAUGAUUUGCAAAUUUGAUAAACCCAUAUUUUAUUCACAAUCAUAGAAAACAUUAAAUGUUUAAAGUUAGGAAAUGUAUAAUUAUUAGGAAAAAAAUUAGGUAAGAAUUAGGUUUGAAUUAGGGACAAAUAAAUGUAUGAUAAAGUAUGUUUAUCACUGUGUAGCAUCCCCUCUUCUUUUAACAACAGUCCAUAUACAUCUCGGAACUGAGGAGACCAGUUUCUGGAGUUUUGGGAGAGAAAUGUUGUCCUAUUUGUGUCUGACAAAGGAUUCUAACUGUUCAACAGCCCUGCGUCUUCUUUGUCAUAUUUUUUGUUUCAUGGGCCAAAUGUUUUCAAUUGGUGAAAGGUCUUGACUCCAGGUAGACCAGUUCAGCACUCCGACUCUUCUACUACAAAGCCAACGUGUUGUAAUAGAUAGUCUUGCUGAAACAUACAAAGCCUUCCCUAAAAAAAACACAUCUUGUGUAUCUAAGCAAAUGUUGAGCUAAAACCUGUAUUUAUCUUUCAGCAUUGAUGGUUCCUUUCCAUAUGUGCAAGCUGCCCAUUCCAUAGGCACUAAUACACCCCAUAAAAUCAGAGAUGCAGGUUUUGAAGUGAGUGCUGAUGAAUAACUGAACAUUUACAUAACAACAAUUUGCUAAUUUUAAACAUUUGGCAUGUUUUCUAUGUUCUAUUGUGAAUAAAAUAUGGGUAUAUGAUAUUUGCAAAUCAUUGCAUUGUGUUUUUAUUUAAAUUUUAACGUCCCAACUUUUCUGGAAUUAGGGUCGCAUGAUGAUCAAAUAAUAUUGCAUUCUGGUAAGGUCAGUAGUCCCACAAUGUACAGUGGUGCCAAAUUCAGCCUUCAUUACGUACGGUCUUUAAAUGAUAAAUGUGGUUGAAGGAUUAUCAAGGGUGUUUUAAAAACAGUUGGAAAGCAAGAUGUUUUUCCCCAUUCAGUCUCUCUCUCUUCAUGCAUGCUAGUUGUCAUAGAUUUAAAGUCUGAGGUAUCACUAAAGAAGGAAUUAAGAAUCUGUGUUUUUUUGUGCAUUAGGGUUUUUAUGCGUGGGCAUAAAAUAAUAGUUUGUACAAGUGAGAGACUACAUUGCUCAAGAAAGUCAUAACGAACAUAUGUAACAUUCAGUAAGAAAUAUUGCACUUUUCAAAAGUAAUAAUCUAUGCUUGUAGUUGGUACAGUACUUAUUCUUAAAUAAACAGCGCAUUUAUUGUACAUUUCAAUUGUGGUACUCUAGUCUUCCAGACAAAAAAAAAUGAAUACACUGUCCAUACAAAAUAUUAUAUAUCAUUGCAGUAUUCUUCCAUAUUUUAACCACUUUAUAAAAAAAAGUCUGUGCUUUAUUAAAAAGCAACAAAACCUGCAGGCUAUAUGUCAAACGAUCACGCUAGUCUAGAUUGUGUGUUUGUCUAGGGGAGGUUGUGCCGUGUCAGUCUGUGUGUAUGGUGAGAUUUGCAGCAUCCUCUGUAUCCUCGUGAACUGUUGGUUUUAUGCAGUUAAAGCGUCAUGAAAUAACCCAAAUUAUAUGUUAGAUUGCAGAAGCAUGCUCUUUGGCUUCCAUGAGCGUUCGGCUUAAAACCAUGAAAGAACCAAGUCAUUAAAAUGAAAGUUUGCUUUUCUAAGUUACUUUGGGCGACUUUACGUUUCGAAGGUUCACAUCAAAACGAAUUAAAAACGAAUAAAUCGACUUGUUUGGAUGUAAGAUUUCGUUUAAACGUUUUCUAUAAAGCUUGCAUUCAUAAAACUAUUAUAAUAUGCUUUGAAUUCUUUUGGUCAUUGGCAAGUUAUAAUACUAAUGACUUAAACGUCAUUAUUCAUCUAUGUUUCAAGAAUUUUUAUUAGUAUAAUAAAAUAUAAAUGUAAAAUGAUUGUGGUAGCCACAGGGUGAUUAACACCCUAAUGUUUUUGAAGCUUGUGGCCAGGAAAGUGUUCUAUAUGUUUUCUGUGGGAGAAGCGUCAGAAUCUGAGACUACAGACACGAUGCGAUCUAGACAUACUGAACGAAAUUGUAAUAAAUAACAAAAAACCCCACAUACACACAACUGAAUAUUUUAAACUAUGCACUGGUUGAUUAUUUGUGACUGAAUACAGUAGUAGAACACUAUAUUUUACACACUUUAUACACUUUUUACACACUCAUUUUAUUCUGUAGCGAAAUGCAAGCAGCAAUGCAUGGCCGCUCGGAACAGACGUGCGAAUACUGAGAAGUGCGAAGUAUUUGCAAUGUACAUAUCCAAAUAUUAUACUGAGAAUGAGUAUUUUGAGUAUUUGAGCACUCUAAUGUAUUUUCAAAUACAUGUAUUUUCUCAAACACUUAAGUACUUAAGUACUUUUUCCGCCCAGGUCUGUUAUAGAAAGUGUGAUCAUUUUUCAUUCCUUAUUUCAAUUUUAUUUACUUCUGGAUAAGUCUUAAUGUUUUUGUUUGUUCAAUAUAAUUACAGUACAACUCAAUUUUUUACCAUAUCAUAUCAUCUGCUGACAUGUAAUGCCAUAUAACACUUCAGGGUUGGUUUUUUUUCUUUUCUUAAUCUUUGAGGAUCUGCAAGAAUAGUUUUACUUGUUGAAUCUUAGUAGUUUAUCAAAACCAUGUUUAAAUACAAAUGAGAAAUUCUCAGAUUCUAUUUGCAAGAUCUUUCAAAGCGUGGACUCUAAUGAGAGUGUGUCUCCUGUAGGUUUUCAUCAUGACCAAAGUAAACCGAUUUGGAAUUUAAAUUUAGAGAUUUGAUUCACGAAAAUGACAAAGACACCAAAAUUGCAAAAUGAUGCAAUGUAGAUUAUUUUAAGUCAAAUUCACUUUAAUUGGAAUAUAUCAAAUUUAUUAUAUUUUUUUGGCAAGAAACACUUUUCCUAGAGAACGUUCUCCCCUUCUAGUCCACCUGUUGUAAACCAGUGUUUUGCAGUUUCUUUUGCAGUACACAAGCACAAAAUUGCAGAUAAUAAACCAAGAUAUAAACACAGGCUGGCACAUCAUCAUUUGAAAUCGACUUUCCAUUCUGAGUUUUGGUUUCAUUUAGCAGGGUUUAAAACCAACAUGCACCAAACUUCAGUUUCACUUAGUGCUUGUGUCUGUUACAUGACGUUGCAAUAGUUACUCACAUCUGGUUUGUGCAAAUGAAGUAAAAUUCUGUUGUUUUAUGUUGUAACGAGGAUCUGUUAGCUGAUCUUGGUGAAUCAAAAGCCAGGGUUGUAUUUGUAUUAUAUUUGCUGUACAUGUAAAAUGUAGACCAUUCAAUAACUAUUAAAAUCUUUCAAAAACAA